ACACAUACGAGGCACACAAUAAUUGCAGGAUCCGUUUCAGUCCGGUAACCUCCGAUUGCCAGCGACUCGCGAGGCGGGUCGUCUCCUGGAAGAGGCUUGUAUCGCUCAGAAUGGCUCUCAUACAUUCGCUGGAGCCCCAAGAUCGCCUCACUAUCUAGGCAACUGUGGGUCCAUAAAUAUACGCCGUCUUCGUGCAUGUAAAAGGCAACUGUUUAACGUCAUUCGGAAGUCUAUGUAGCGAUUGUACCUUGGGAAGUGCCACAGGGACUUCGACCAACAAUCCGCCGAUGAUUGUUACUUCAGCUUCUCCUGCACGAUAUGUAUCAUAUCAUACAGACGGUAUAUUAUAUUUCUCAUGCAGCUCUGACCUGUUCACCGAGCUCUACACAAAGCCAGGGUGUCCGAAAAGGUACAUGUAGUUCAUUUCUCCUUUUCGCCACGCUCAACUUGUCCGCCACUUCAGAUGCAUUGCCUUGAAAGCUCCUUAAUCGAUGAGCGAUGACUGUCCUAAGCGAUCUCUCACGGUUCAUGUCCAACUCACGUACAUGGCUAUAUCUGACCGAUGACCUUCGUCAAUCACUUUUAUGUCAACAACGACCUCAGAAUUUCUUUUGCGCCGCUGCUCCAGGCUUGGAACGAAUGACGGAGACAGUUAGACUACGAAUGUCCGAGCAACCUGUGUGCCUAAUUUCGGCGAUGAAAAUGAUCGGAUGCACGCGUCGCACCUCAAACUUCUCGAACGUAUCAUCUUGUCAGGAUACUUCGCUUUGACAUCGACUGAC
Molecule: messenger RNA, 782 nt
Organism: Heterobasidion irregulare TC 32-1
Lineage: Eukaryota; Fungi; Basidiomycota; Agaricomycetes; Russulales; Bondarzewiaceae
Exons: 3
Coding region: 499-771 (90 amino acids)
Source: RefSeq, a predicted model, not a curated record